UCGGUACAACCCUCAGUCGGGAUGCCGGUCGCGCACCCUCUCGUCCAUCCGGUACCGCGAUGAUCAGUGAGCGAGGUGUCCAACGUGUCCCGGGAACUGCGCGAGGCCGACUCCGGCUGUUGACUGGCGCCGUGUUGCUGUCCACGAUCGCGGGAAGUGCAUGGACCGACAACCCCGUCAGUUCCGAGGUACCGAGCUUCAGCGCACCAAUAACAAACGUGACGGUCCCAGUGGGUAGAGAAGCUAUCCUCUCCUGCGUCGUGGCGAACCUUUCUACGUUCAAGGUGGCAUGGCUGCGGGUGGACACGCAAACCAUCCUGACGAUAGCCAAUCACGUGAUAACGAAGAAUCACAGAAUCGGCGUCACGCACAGCGAGCACAAAACGUGGCUGCUACAUAUACGUGAUGUCCGCGAGAGCGACCGAGGGAACUACAUGUGCCAGAUAAACACUGACCCGAUGAAGAGUCAGAUUGGUUAUUUGGAGGUUGUAGUUCCGCCGGAUAUUCUGGAUUAUCCCACGAGUACGGAUAUGGUAGUAAGAGAGGGUAGCAACGUCUCGCUGCGUUGCGAAGCAACAGGGUCACCGACGCCAAACAUUACCUGGAGGAGGGAAGACGGCGAGUUGAUUAUUCUUGGGAACAGUCAGGAAGUGCCCAGCAUUGAUGGACCGGUCUUCAAUAUCACGAAAGUGAACAGGUUGCAGAUGGGAGCGUACCUUUGCAUCGCGUCCAACGGCGUACCGCCAACGGUCAGCAAGAGAAUUAUGCUCGUUGUACAUUUUACUCCAAUGAUUUGGAUCCAGAACCAAUUAGUGGGCGCCCAAGAAGGCCAGCAAAUGACAUUAGAAUGUCAUUCCGAAGCGUUUCCCAAGUCUAUUAAUUAUUGGACGCGAGAGAACAACGUCAUUAUAGCAAACGGGGAGAAGUACGAGCCAUCCUUCUCGGACAAUGUAUACAAAGUGCACAUGAAGCUCAUGAUACGUUCAGUCUCCAUGUCCGACUACGGCAGCUACAAAUGCAUAUCUAAGAACUCCCUUGGCGAAACCGACGGCAGUAUCAAGCUCUAUCACAUACCAACGCCCACCACGGAACCGACGACGACGAGCACAGUGCCCGUUCCCACUACCGUGGAUCCAGUGGAGAAUAUCCAGUGGUCGCGACAAAAGCCCGUGCCUAGUCUAGAGCCGAGCUCUAAUGAAAUAACCGACGCAUCUUUGUCGACCGUCGUGAGAAGCGAAGAAACGCGACUACGCAGCAGCGGACCGAGUCACGAGGAGAGUCACGAAGCCGAGAACGUCAUCGACACCAACAGUCACAAAAGCAUCGACGGUGACGUUGGGCAGCGGAGAAUCGAUAACACGGCGCAAUCGAUGUCGUCGAAAAGCAGCACGUGGCAUCGCGUGACGCGAUCCGGCACGGCGAUUUGCAUAAUCGUGCUCUCCGCCCUGUCGUAGUCACCGCGGAGCGAGGAUGAUUGAGUCGAUGUCGUUCCAGCUGCAGCGUAAAUCCUGCAAUCUUUUCUCAACCACGCAAGGGAUCAAUUAAUCGACGAAUUAAGGGCGAAUAGCGCACAUCUAUUGAAGGAUCUGCAGCUAUUCAUGGCCGAAAGGGAAAGACGAUUAUCAUAGUGUGACUAUGAAUUUAUCUCGUCUUCGUUAGACGUUGGGCGCCACAGUGUGUUACAACAAAUUGCUCUACUCUUUCUUCCCUAUCGUUUUUAGCCUUUUUCAUAUUGUUGCACAAAGAUGGCAUUCAAAAUGGCAAAAACAAGAUCUGCAGAAAGUGUCGCAGAUACAAAGAAAA
This is a messenger RNA of Solenopsis invicta (red fire ant), 1803 nucleotides long. RefSeq names its product neurotrimin. The coding region runs from base 60 to 1454 and encodes 464 amino acids. NCBI's taxonomy places the organism in Eukaryota, Metazoa, Arthropoda, Insecta, Hymenoptera, Formicidae. Gene Ontology annotation, cellular component: neuron projection. The transcript is spliced from 10 exons. The record is from RefSeq and is a predicted model, not a curated record.